ACACCACACCCCCCUAGCCUAGUCCAGGCAACAGCCUAAGGAACUUGGAAGUGGUUUUGCCGUCCUUCUGGAAUUGUGAUUCGAGAUCCAGCGGGCAUUAGCCGUGGCUGCAAACUGAGAAAGUCUUGCCGUCCCCGCCCGUCUGCUGACUAGCUAACUAUGUCGCUCGCCGCUUUCCCUCUAGCAGAUUGACCGCAACUCUCGACGCUCCACGCGACGCACUAAAGUGCAACAGAGGGAUUCGAAGCUCAGACAUCUGCAUCCCCUUCUCACGCCGGCUUUCACAGCAUCCCCGCCGUCAGAACCCCUUCCUCGCAGUCGCAUUCGUCCAGCCGGUAUCGCCCGUGCUUCAAACUCCAGCGGGAGUUUAAAGCCCAGGUCCCGCGAGUCACCCGGGUCCCGCGAGUCACCUGGGUCCCGUGGCCCACAGCACAACACGUGGCCACAUCACGUGGCCCUCGUCGCCAGCGCAGUAGCCGCUAUCGCCGCUUCGCCCUUGCCUCUAGGAGAUGGCUGACUCCGGCAAGCUCCCACUGCUAGCGGACGACGGAGCGAGCGCCGGAGCGAACGGCGGGCUUAUCGGCGGAUUGAGCGGCGGAUUGAACGGGAGCUUCAAGAUGGGCGGGAGCCGGUGGCGGUACCGCGUGGGCGCGGGGCUCCUGGUGGUGCUGGCGCUCGCCGCUCCCCUGGCGUACCAGCUAUGGCAGCCCAGCCACGACGUCGCCUUCGACCCCUCGCAGUGGCAAGGCGUCAUGCGCUUGUCAACCGCGCCAACCAACAACAACGCCUGGAGCGCGCUCAUAUUUUCCGCUGCCAAUCCCGCCGGGCGCGCCGCCGCACUUGGCGGAGAGGUGGCGGGCAGAGGAGAGCCGUGGGAUGCGAUGGAGAUGGCCGCAUCGGAACGGUUGUUCUUCGCCGGCGCAGCUGACGUCAUGCCUUCUCCUGAUGACGAGUUUCUCGCGCAAGGUGACGUCAGCCUUCCAGCUGACGGCGAGGGCGACAUUGAGGGAACGCAGGGAGCUGCGUCGUACGACAAGGACUUGUCUACUAACGAAUCGUCUUAUACUGGGGACGUCGGCAGUGUCGACGCGCAAGGCAGUGCGGUUACCGAAGAUGGCGGUGACCGUCACACGGGGGGAGCGGAAGGCGAAGACGGGUUGCGCGCGGGAGUGGGGGAGGCGGAAAACCGCGGGAACGAACCUGGCGCAACAACGGCGGACGCCCUGCGGGGCUCUGUCCGCGCAGACGCGCCAACCGCGGAAGCAGCGGAGGGGGAGGAACUAACUCAACACGAAGGCGGGGAUGGCGCGGGACGGCGGAUGGGAAAGCCGCGGCGGGAGCGGAGUGGGUUUGACGCGGCGCUUCCGCACGCGACGGUGAAGCUGCUGCGGAGAGUGGCGGAUGCGGGGCUGCCGGUUCCGCGCGACCCGUGGCUGUGCGCGACACGCGCUGCUGACGUGGAGGGAUACACGCGACCGACAGAGAACGUGCGUGGGCAGUACGUGUUCCGGGGCAGCACUGUGGACCUGGCGGACUGCCGGCUGUUCUUCAACGCCCUCACCACGCCCUCGCCCUUCAACUCCACCUUCACCACCAUCACCCGCAAUGACCCCUUGCCCGAACCCCCCAUCGACUCCCCCUCCUCCCCCUCAUCCUCCUCCCCCUCCCCUGCCCCCUCCUCCCCCGUCCCCUCCUCCGCUCCCCCCAUCCCCAAGAUCGCCUUUCUCUUCCUCACACGCGGCCCCCUCCCUUUAGCCCUGCUGUGGAAGCGCUUCUUCCUGAACCACUCCGCCUACUUCUCUGCCUACAUGCACGCAGCCGAGCCCGGGUACCGCGUGGAGCCGAGGGUGCGCAGGGGCCUGAACCUACAAGUCGUGCCCAGCAAGCCGGUGUUCUGGGGCACGCUUAGCAUCGUUGAGGCCAUCAAGAGACUGCUGGCCCAAGCCCUCCUGGACCCCCUGAACGUGCGGUUUGUGGUGCUGAGUGAGAGGGACGUGCCUCUGCACGCCUUCCCCACGGUGUACCGCUACCUGCUGUCGUCGAACCAGAGCUUCGUGGGCGGGUACCGCAAGUUCUUCCGCGACAACAGGGCGGCCAUCAAGAUGUUCCCCAAGGAGCUGCUGCUGCAGGGGUGGAUGCACGGCGAGUGCUGGGUGGAGAUGGCCCGCCCGCAUGCUGUGGAGGUUGUGAAGGACUGGGAGUGGCACGAGAAGGGCCGGGAGUACUGCCUGCAGAUGCAGCGGCCCACGUGCUGCGUGGACGAGAACCUGGUGCACAACAUCAUCACCUCUAAGCACCCGCACCAAGUGGCCAAUCGCAGCAUCGUGAGCGUCGACUGGCAGCGCAAAACCGGCCACCCGCACACGUACCUCCCGAGGGACAUCACCCCUGAGUCUAUAAGGGGGAUAAAGGAGGAGUGGCAUGAGAAUCAGAAGCGCCCGUACUCGCAGCCCAUGUUUCUGCUGCCCAAGGAGUCGCAGGAGUUUGUGAUGUCCAACCGGACGUGCACAGUGAGCGGGGAGAACACGAUCUGCUGGCUAUUUGCCCGCAAGUUCAUAGGUUUGUCGCUGCGUCCGUUAAUGGACCUGCCAAGGGACGUGCUUGGGUAUUAGGCUUGAUAGAGGAAGAAUACUUCCCCGCUAGGGCAGCUUGUCGCUGCCCACUGCUAACUAUGUAUAUCGUAAUUCCCCCGAUAUAAGACCAUGAAUUGUGUGACCCAAUGGGUGUGAUGAUUGGGCAGGCCCUCUGUUUCAGGAUUUGUUUUUUC
Molecule: messenger RNA, 2767 nt
Organism: Closterium sp. NIES-67
Lineage: Eukaryota; Viridiplantae; Streptophyta; Zygnematophyceae; Desmidiales; Closteriaceae
Source: the annotation of a GenBank genome assembly